This is a messenger RNA of Anarrhichthys ocellatus (wolf-eel), 2260 nucleotides long. It is a transcript of the gene foxd2, whose product is annotated as forkhead box D2. Gene Ontology annotation, molecular function: DNA-binding transcription factor activity, RNA polymerase II-specific; RNA polymerase II cis-regulatory region sequence-specific DNA binding. Bases 438 to 1535 code for a protein of 365 amino acids. Gene Ontology annotation, biological process: anatomical structure morphogenesis; regulation of transcription by RNA polymerase II; cell differentiation. Lineage: Eukaryota; Metazoa; Chordata; Actinopteri; Perciformes; Anarhichadidae. The record is from RefSeq and is a predicted model, not a curated record. The transcript has a single exon.
GAUAACUACCCAACCCCCGUGCGGAAAAGAUAUUUUGGAACGAUACUUGGAGAUCCAGAAGUAGCUUUCUCAACGAGCUACAGCACAAACUGAUCACAGACGGAAACAAUCACAUCUCCGGAAGUGAAGAAGUCUAAAUCGGCGCAAGAUCGAUGAUCUGCGACUGUUUUUUUUAACGCCAGAAGUUGUCUGCUCGAUGAGAAGCUCGCACGGCCCUGCUUGACCAGCCUCGGACGACCAGGAGUCGCCAGAUCCACAGGUCAAAGAGUAAUUUAUCUUUUCAAUAGAUUCUAGCCAUGUGUGCAUUCAGUAGUUGGAGAUAAAGCUGCAGCAAAAGCCCUGUGUGGUUGUAAGGGGGGAGAGGGAGAGUAGCCUCGCCGGACUAGAGGAGGAGGAAAUCUGGGAGAGAGGGGGGAAGAGAAGCGGCGUCUCCGAGGAUGACUUUAGGGGCGGAUAUGUCCGACAGCUCUGCAUUGUCCGAAGAUGUGGACAUCGACGUGGUUGGGGGCGACAUAUCCGUUGGAAAGGACGGAAAGUACAUUCACCACGAGUUCAACUUGGACAAUGACUCGGACGAUAAUUACUCCCAAAACGCGGCAGAGAGGGUUUCUUCUCCCGGGCUCAGCAGCUCCGACUGCCCGUCAGACCAGAUGGGUUCCAGCGCGGAGGUCGGGACCGGGGAGAAAUCCCGAAAAGGCGCUCUCGUGAAGCCCCCUUACUCUUACAUCGCCCUGAUCACCAUGUCCAUCCUGCAAAGCCCCAAGAAGCGCCUCACUCUCAGCGAGAUCUGCGAGUUCAUCAGCAGCAGAUUCCCUUACUAUCGGGAGAAAUUCCCCGCGUGGCAGAACUCAAUCCGCCACAAUCUUUCCUUAAACGACUGCUUCGUGAAAAUCCCCCGAGAGCCCGGCAACCCCGGGAAGGGCAACUACUGGACUCUCGACCCGGAUUCCGCAGACAUGUUCGACAACGGGAGCUUCUUGCGGAGGAGGAAGCGUUUCAAGAGGCACCAAACUAAUGAAAUCCUCCGGGAGACUGGUGGCUUUCUGCCUGGGUUUGGAUACGGCCCGUACGGAUACAACUAUGGACUUCAGCUGCAGAACUUCCAUGCAGCCCACAACCCGUAUCACCCGCACCACACAGGUGGCUCAUUCCCGUUCCCCAACGCCCCCUGCACCUUGCCCUCGUCAGCCUCCAUAUUCUCCGCGCCGCAUCACCUUCCCUCCCUGUUAGGGGCCGAUUUAAGAAAGCCUUUUUAUCCCCAACUAAGCCCGUCUCUGCCGCCUCUCAAGACGGACUCCAGCACCCCGAGUCGGCCCUCUUUCUCCAUUGACAAUAUCAUCGGUGCGGCCAACUCCACCGCCUCUUCCUACGGCGUGCAGCCGGGCAGCCAGGCUCAGAUCCUGGCCAUAUUAACCCCAGCGCUGGCCUCCGCUUCCAAUCAUUUGAGCCUAUCGCAGGACAGCAUAUUACAGGCCGGGUCACAGGGUCAGACUUUUUCCAGCAAAACCCCAAAUAUGAACACUUGUCCUUUCUAAAAAAAAAAAAAAAAAAAGAGUGAAAAUCUUUUAUUAUAAAGCCAAUUGUGGCUUCUUCCUGUGUGAAGGUAGGCUGUACAUUCUUGGUGAAAAAAAGAGAGUGUCCUGGCUCUCCCCAUUUCCUAUCAUUGUAAGAGGAGAGAGCUUUAUUUAUGGUGUGUAAAUACGUGUAUAGUAUUGAGAGACAAAUGCAAGAAGGGUCUUUUUAAACAGUGCUGACCUGCAAUCUGGCGCGUGGCCUCCAUUUGUCAGUGGAAGACAAAAAAAAAAGAUCCUGUUAUUUUUAACAUAAGUUAAAAGGUGUCACCUAUGGCUACGGGGAUGAUUUCUUUUUAAAUAGUUGAGCAUUUUAUUAUGACCUGCAUUGUUUUUAUUUCGUGCGUUGUGAGAAAAUGGCACUGUUGUUGUUGACAUAGGCUGACAGAGACGGCAAACUCAGGUUUUACUUAGAAAGCACACGGAGACAAAGGGGGGCUUCUGACACAAGAAUAAGCAUUUCCCACUAUCACUCCCUCCUCCAAUGAAUCUCCUCUACAUGGUGAAUUUGUGACAAUGUCAUUUCAUGUCGUCAGUGGACACGUAGGCUAUGUGGUUUUGGUAUAAAAGAGCGCAUUACCUCUCUCAACUUUUUAAGUGUUGUCCGUUCUUAUCUAUUUCACAUUUUUACUCUGUGAAACAUACAGUAUGUCAUGUGUUGCCAAUAGAGAGAAGGAGACAGAGAGAGA